UGUUGGACGUCCUAAGAUCCAGAAUCAUAUCCGAUGUUUCGAAAAAUGUCCUUGAUAUGGCGCAAACAUGUAAUCGCGGAAUCGACGACAAUAUGCACGGGAUGGGCGUUCGAAGAUUUUUGAGAGCCUUUAGGGCAAAUUCCUCUGUCCGGAUGUCCGAGUACGAGCAAGUGAUACAGAACGAGCUUAUGGCCACAUCGCAACGAUAUCAAAGUCAAUCUGGCAUCUUCAUCACCGCUCCCGAUGUGCCAGGGGAAGGAGAAUACUAUUGGGGUGAGGCUAUGGGACCGAGGAUUGUCCAGGACUUGGCGGGAUACUCACAGCUAUUAUGUCAAAAAGUCUCUCGAAACAACUCGAUCGGGCAACAGUGUACAGCUCUGAAUGUGACGCAUGUACUGUGUAUGAAUGGGAUCUAUUCGUCUUCAGGCGGAAUACUGGACAAGGUUGUGAGUUUCACGCCAUCGCCGCCUGCGGUCGCUGUUCCGCGAAGUCUUGCGCGUGUACAAAGUCAAGAAUACUUGGGGUCGUCCCUGUCUUGGCAAUGGAAACCGAGCCACUAUGUCGAGCAGGGUACCAACCGAAUAAGCGGCCGGUCUUGCGGGAGUAGGCAGUGGCUGAACGACGCCCCAUCCGGUCCGCCGUAUCCAGACAAUUUUGAUGUCGCGUGGGGACAGAUAUUCGAGUUCCAGAAGCUUCAAGACUACCUGAUAACUUUGAAACCUACGGAAAACUCAUUGCUGGUGUUGAUAGAGCCCACAGGCGCAAUAAUUGCCAGCAAUAAGCAAGGAUUGCUCUACACGAGCGAUAAUUUGAUAUCAGCAACCAUCCAUACUACGAAUAACACAAUGUUGAAAUCAGCGGCCAACGCAUUCCUCAACGGGAACAGCAACUUCCCCAUGCAGCACGCCCAAGCACGUGUAAAAGACGGUCGUUACAACAUCCGGGCGACGCUAUACCAUAUCAGCGACGGGAUGGGCUUCGACGUGAUACUCUUCAUUUUGAUUCCCGACGAAGAUCUGAUCAGCGAUCUGCUUCAAAGCGAGAAAGCCGCCAUUGCGUCUGUCGCCGCCGUCAGCGUCGUUAUGCUGCUUGUUGUUAUUGCUACGAGUUAUUCGUUUACGUUGCCUUUGAAGCGUUUGAAUGGGAUUAUGACCGCGGCCAUCCGGUUCGACUUUACGGCUCUACGUUCAGACUCCAUCAACCGGCGCUCUCUCUUCUACGAACUCGCGGUCAUGGAAGACACUUUCGAGAACAUGCUUCGGCGUUUCAGCAAGGCUAUCCAGGACAACAGAACCUUCCGCAAACGCACCGCCGGCCCCGGCGUCCCGGAGACGCCCCAGGAGCGACGCAAACGGCUGAAAGUCGAGGCGGAAUACCUCAGCCACAGCGAGAACGAGCGCGUGAAGGAGUACACCACCGCUUCGAUAGCCAAUGUUUGCGGAACGUCGGCUUUUGGAGCCGACCAGUCUUAUUCGGCCGAGGAUAUUACGUCGAAUGACGAUUCCGAGUCUCAUGAGUAUUCGGUCGACGUGGAUGAUAGCCAGGAUACGUGAUGUUGCGUGCAUUUCAACUCUUACAGUUUGUGAGCCACAUGUGGCUCUAUCGUUGUGGCACGUCCUCAAUGUGUCACAGACGCCAGAUCGCGGACGAUGGUCAAUAAGACUAUCGUCCGCUGUCAGUUCUGUAGUUUUGUUCCGUCCUCCCGCACAGUGGGCCAGCCUGCCUGCUACUUCUGCAAAUAAUUGUUCAAUGUUUUUUUUUGGAUUUUUGGACUUUUGGUG
This is a messenger RNA of Fimicolochytrium jonesii, 1781 nucleotides long. RefSeq lists its product as uncharacterized. The transcript has 12 exons. The coding region runs from base 57 to 1553 and encodes 498 amino acids. The record is from RefSeq and is a predicted model, not a curated record. NCBI's taxonomy places the organism in Eukaryota, Fungi, Chytridiomycota, Chytridiomycetes, Spizellomycetales, Powellomycetaceae.